This is a messenger RNA of Mesorhabditis spiculigera, 570 nucleotides long. Lineage: Eukaryota; Metazoa; Nematoda; Chromadorea; Rhabditida; Rhabditidae. The record is from the annotation of a GenBank genome assembly.
AUGCCUGUCCGCACCAGGAGCAUGCGUAACCCGGAGGAUGAAUUGAAAUACUUUUAUCAAAAAUCGGCGGCCGAGAAAGAAGCCUACUGGAAGCGUGGUCUAGAACUUGCCGUCGGGAUCUCACUUUUCCCAGAUGUGAAUGGAGCACGCAUCAAUUCGCCUCAGGAACCACCACCAGAGCCAACGAAAUAUAUGACGCAAGAGGGCAAAAGUGUUAUGGCCGCAGUUGGCGAUUUCAAAGCUUGGAUCGAACGUAUGGAAGAAGAGCGUGACAAGCGCUACUUCCGCCGUCGCUUCGUCCAGCUUGAGUUUGUUCUAUUCAUUGUGUACUACAAGGACAAGUGCACGAACCAGGCCCUUCUCGUGGAGAAACACUUCUCAAAGUUCGAAGCCAUGCGCGCUUGGCUGUUGGGGAAAUUGUACGUGAAGCUUGACGAGGAAGAAGCCGCCAGGGAAAAGAAUCCGGCUAAGCCAACGCCCGUCUCCCUGGAAUGCCGACUCCCUGAAUGCUUUUGUCACGACAUCGACACGGAGAAUAUGCCGGAAAUUCCCAGCCUAGAUAUGGAAUUC